Chironomus riparius is the source of this 1840-nucleotide messenger RNA. Lineage: Eukaryota; Metazoa; Arthropoda; Insecta; Diptera; Chironomidae. The record is from the annotation of a GenBank genome assembly.
GUCCAUAGUCGAUCGCAUACGAAAGAGAAUAUUUAAGUCGGUUUUGAAGGAACAAAUUCAUUCACUUCUCUCUCGAGUGUCGACAUAGUUACACGAUAUAUAUUUUUGUUCCUGUCCUGUGCGCUUUACAGAGUGAUUGUGUAUCAUUUCUAGAUUUUUUUAUUGCAUUAGUUGUGUAACUUUUGUGAAUUAUUGACAGAAAAAUGUGCGAACCAGUUACUGAAAUUUAUCCUAAGGAUCAAACUAUUGAGCUACGCAAUAAAAUCAUCGGAAAGUCAUGUUCUCUGUUCUACAAAUCGGAACCAUUAAAAAUCGUCCGUGGUGAAGGGCAGUAUAUGUUUGACGAGAAAGGCACAAAAUAUUUAGAUUGUAUCAACAAUGUUGCCACGGUCGGACAUUGCCAUCCAAAAGUAGUUCAAGCGGGCUCGAAGCAAAUGGGAAUUAUAUCAACAAAUUCUCGAUUCCUUCAUGAUGAAAUGCUUGUGUGUGCACAAAAUUUACUUAAGCAUAUUCCAGGCGAUUCACUUUCAGUUUGUUACUUUGUCAAUAGUGGAUCGGAAGCUAAUGAUUUGGCAUUGAGAUUGGCGAGAGCUCACACAAAGCAGAAGGAUAUCAUCACUUUGGACCACGCUUAUCAUGGACAUCUGUUAUCAACAAUGGAAAUAUCGCCAUACAAGUUCAACCAAUCAUCGAAUAUUGACGUGAAAAAACCAGAUUAUAUUCACGUUGCUUCCUGCCCAGAUGUAUACCGUGGCAAAUAUCGUGAUGUCGAUUAUCGAGGAUGUGAUAUGGCUGAAGUUUAUGCAAACGAUGUCAAAGAUAUCGUUGAGAAAGUAAAGAAAGAAGGUCGAGGAGUCGCUGGAUAUAUUGCUGAAUCACUUCAAAGUUGUGGUGGUCAAAUCAUCUAUCCUAAAGGCUACUUACAGAAAGUUUACGAUAUUGUUCGUAAAGCUGGAGGAGUUUGCAUUUCUGAUGAGGUUCAAGUUGGAUUCGGACGUGCUGGAACCCAUUACUGGUCAUUUGAAACACAAGACGUUGUACCUGAUAUUUUGACAGUUGCCAAACCGAUGGGAAAUGGACAUCCAGUUGCAGCUGUUAUUGUUACAAGAGAAAUUGCUGAAAGUUUUGCACAAACUGGUGUUAUGUAUUUUAAUACUUAUGGUGGGAAUCCAGUUUCAUGUGCCAUAGCUAAUGCUGUCAUGAAUGUUAUUGAGGAUGAGAAGCUUCAAGAAAAUUGCUUAGUUGUUGGAGAUUAUUUAAAGCUUAAAACUGGAGAACUUAUGAUUGAUUUUGAUUUGAUUGGUGAUGUCAGAGGUUUGGGAUUGUUUGUUGGCAUUGAACUUGUUAAAGAUCGAAAGUUGAGAACUCCAGCGACUGAAGAAGCUACAUUUGUUGUUGACAGAAUGAAGAAUGUACACAAAAUUCUUGUCAGUUCUGAUGGACCUGACGAGAAUGUCAUUAAACUGAAGCCACCUAUGGUUUUUAACAAGGAGAAUGCAGACCAAUUUUUGGAAGGCUUUAGAGAAUGCCUUAUGCAACUUAAGGAGAUAAAGAGUGUGGAGUCAGUCACAACACAAAUGCCAUGCAGUUUGACUAUAACUGCUUCCAAGAUCAUUGAGAGUCGGGAACACACUGUCAAGUCUAUUUGAGAUUAACUUUAGAAUUUAAGGUGUAAAAUUAAUUUGUAAAGCUUCUAGAUUUAAUGGACUAAUGUAUAUUUAACGACAUAAAUUUUAAAAUUACGAACUUAAUCUCAAUGCUGAUUCCUUAGUUCUAUAAGUCAUUCCAAAAUUUAUUACAAAAAGGUUUAAGAACCUUGAUCAAUUGAUAUAUGAUUAUU